Molecule: messenger RNA, 1184 nt
Organism: Diachasmimorpha longicaudata
Lineage: Eukaryota; Metazoa; Arthropoda; Insecta; Hymenoptera; Braconidae
Exons: 2
Coding region: 522-965 (147 amino acids)
Biological process (GO): protein import into mitochondrial intermembrane space
Cellular component (GO): mitochondrial intermembrane space
Molecular function (GO): protein-disulfide reductase activity
Source: RefSeq, a predicted model, not a curated record
AUUCCCCAGUACACACAUUAAACACAUUCUUUUGUCCCUCACAUUUUGUUGUUCUUCACCUUGGAAGACUUCCAGAAAGUGCUUUGCUGGGUUACUUUCAUUGUGAUAGUCGUGACCCGGCAGUGACAAAAAGUGAAACAAGUCUCGACGAAUGGAGUAAUAUGCGAUACUUAGACGUAUCUCUACAUUUACCAUCGAACCCAUCACGUGUAAUAAGUCCAAUCUUUCUGAAGAGCCAUGUUACGCAAUCACUGAAGCAGCUAUUUGGCGAGAAAGGAGCAAACUGUUGCAUCGACAUCAUACGCUACAACCCCUCAACCGGUCAUUUCAUCCUGCGUUGUUCUUCCCAGGAUUACGUAAGACUGCGUGCCUCCCUGACACUGGCAAGUACUUACGAGGAAGACAAUUGUAUUUACACGGUGAACAGGACAUCAUCAAGUCCUUUCGGUUUGUUACCGAACGGUCGAGGAUUCAAUCACUGAUAUAAUUGCGUAAACAAACCGUCAAUCAGCUGUACCAAGAUGCCAACAGUGAUUAAAGAGGGCAAAGAUACUGUAAUAUUUGUGUCGAAGGAGGAUCACGCAAGCCCCAGCAAGAUAACCCUUCCAGAGCCAGAGCCAAGUCCAGGUUUGUUGCUACCCAAUGGCGACAUCAACUGGAAUUGUCCCUGUCUUGGGGGAAUGGCGACAGGCCCUUGUGGUGUGGAGUUUCGUGAUGCCUUCUCCUGCUUCCAUUACUCGACAGCUGAGCCCAAGGGCUCCGACUGCUACGACGCCUUCAAAACAAUGCAGACCUGCAUGUCCGAGUACCCAGCCCUCUAUGGCAACAAGGAGGCUGACUUGGAGGACCUCGAGCAGCAGGAGAUGAAUUCAAUCAGCGAGCAUGAGAAGCAGGAGGAGAGCGGAGAGAAGAUCGAGGAGGGAAAGGACCAGGGGCAGAUAGAACGAGUUGGAAGUAGUAAAUGAAUUGAUGGGUAGAUUAGCGUAGAUAAAUGAUUCACAAAAUUCCUUCGAUACGACAACGUCUGAUUGACACCCUCUCCACCUAUACCAACUAAAUUCAGAUGUUUCUUCGAGGAAUCAACGUACUUUAUUUAAGCACGAGGCAUUGUGUUGGGUAAUAGUUGUUAAUGUCGUCCAUAAAAUUGUGUAAAAUAAAAGACAAAUUUUGGAGAGCUUCUGAUA